AUGGAUCACCAUCGUGAAGUCUACACAACCCAGCGUCCUGAUGGUACCGUGGUCACGACGACCACUCGUACCAAAUACGAAGAAGAUGUAGAGUUUGGCUGUGGCCCUGGAACGAUCGACAAAAGAUAUUGUUGUUCACCUCCAGGCAUUCUGAGGGUUGUUCAAAUGGUAAUAUUAUAGGAAAUGGGCUUAAAGAUUUGUUCAAAAGGCUAAAAUAUUACUGUAUGGUUUAUAGAAAUUAGACUUUAAAAUUAAAAUUACAGUAAUGACUUGAGUUUUUAAGUUAAUUAUCUAUGUUAACUAUAUUAGACAGAUUUGGUCACCACUUUGCUUGUAGAUACUGUGUUUGAUCGUGAUUUCUUUAAUCUCAUCUGUAUUUGGCCCAGGUCCAUUCAAAGGGGUCUUGUUUGGCCAGACCUUUGUGAUUAUCUUCACUUCGAUCGCUCUGUGUGUCACCUUCAUGUUCUUGUUGGGAUACUUUUUGAACAUGCACCUCUCUCACCUCAGCUUCUGGCCUUGGAAGACCUCGGUAAGCUCUUAAUAGUCCUAGUAUGAUAGUAAUUGGACAUAGUAUUACUAUAAGGUGCUGCACAUCUGUCUGAAAUGGGAAAUGACCAAUAGUGGCUUUUCGUUCGUUGCGAAUUGUUUUUAAAUUUUAUUUUAAUUUUUGCGUUGAAAUGUAACGAAAAGCCAGAAAAUUCCAUUUCCAAUUUUUGUUUUAUUUCAGACAGACGUGUGCUGUCAAUGUAGAAGGGGGGGGGUAGUUUAAAAAAUGGAUUAUUUUUCAAAGGGGAGGACCUCAUUAUGGCUGAACAAAUAAUUUUCUAGGAUCUUCUUUUCUCUGGCCUAGCCGCUGUCGUGUUCCUGGUGUUGUGUUUCGUCGAAGCCUACUAUUCAACUGGAGCGUGGUCGAAUAACUGUAACGACAUCGGAGGUGACGGUGUGAUUCACAACGGAUGUAGGACCAUCAUUGAAUGGGCCUUCUCAGCUGUAAGUAACUGAAAUUGUAACAGUAAGGUAUUAUGAAGCUAAAUUAUGCCGUUUUUACAAAAAAUUUCAUUAUUAUAGCAUAAAAAACAAUUUAUUUGUUAGCAUACUAUUAUUGCAACAGUAAUAUUAUUGAAACAAUGUUGUAAAAGCAGUAAUGUAGUUUACAACAAUAUAAUGUUACUACAAAACAACACUAUUUCCAUAUAAACCUACUAUAACAUGACACGAUAACGUGACCCCACAUGUAAACAACAUUAUUUCAGUUUCUGUUGUUCGUACUCGCCAUUCUGUACGCCGUAAGCGCGUUUCUGGCGUCGCGACAUCGCCGCUACGAGUGA
This is a messenger RNA of Bursaphelenchus okinawaensis, 1328 nucleotides long. Lineage: Eukaryota; Metazoa; Nematoda; Chromadorea; Rhabditida; Aphelenchoididae. The record is from the annotation of a GenBank genome assembly.